UGGCGCAGCAUGAGCGGUGCAGUGUAUCAGGCCGGCGCAGAGCUCGAGACAGGAAGAACAUAUGUUUAGCCAGUGGCGCAUGCGUGGUCACCGCUUCCGCGACGUACCUAGCCAUCUUUCCAGUCAAGCAAAAGUGAUUGUUUUCAGUCUUAGUCUUAUUUAACUGAACUUUUAUUAAUGUCAGAGCCACAGUCCGCGCUGUUAUUACGGAAACAAUUAGCAGAAUUAAAUAAAAACCCAGUAGAAGGGUUUUCUGCAGGCCUCAUAGACGACAAUGACAUAUAUCGGUGGGAAGUACUCAUUAUUGGACCUCCGGAUACAUUAUACGAAGGUGGUUUCUUCAAAGCACAUUUACAGUUUCCAAAAGAGUAUCCACUUAGGCCACCACGAAUGAAAUUUAUAACCGAAAUAUGGCAUCCAAAUAUUGACAAAAAUGGAGAUGUGUGUAUAUCGAUAUUGCAUGAACCCGGUGAUGAUAAAUGGGGAUACGAGAAGGCGUCCGAGCGGUGGUUACCAGUUCACACAGUCGAAACUAUCUUGAUAAGUGUUAUUAGCAUGCUCGCAGAUCCUAACGACGAAAGCCCUGCUAACGUGGAUGCCGCCAAAGAGUGGAGGGAAAGUUAUACGGAAUUUAAGCGAAAGGUGGCGAGGUGCGUGAGAAAAAGCCAAGAAGAGUGUUUGUAGGGGAUGAACAAAUAUUCAAAUGGAAAGACUUAUUUAAUUCUGGGAAGCCGUAAGCACUGUAAGAAAGAUACCGAUGCUCAGCAUAAAGCUAACGGAUAACAGUGCCACUAAAAGCGGAUUAAGCCUGACCCAUCCUUAUGCAGAGAGAGAGAGAAAGAGAGAGAGCGAGACAGAGCGUGUGUGAAUGCGAGAGAAAAACUCACGCUGCUCUAUCAUCAUGUUUAUUAAAUCACCGCCACCGACGUACGAUCCAAAUCCAUCGAGACGAGGAACAUAAAGAGAUACACACGCAAUUCACCUUUUACAUAAUAAACAGCUAAAGAAAAUUAAUUUACACGUAUACAUAAAGCAAAAAUAUCAUCUCUGUAUGAUUAUUACCUUAAUAUUAAUAGUUCUUAUAAAACAAAACUUAACUCCCCCCUUCUCCUCCUAUGCUCAAGAACGAUCCUGAGCCUCUUUGGACGGAACCUUGUAAUUUAAAAUAAUAUGUUUACGUUUAUCUCUGAAUAAUGAUUCCUUAGUGUGUCGUUUCGUAUUUUCUUACUUUCAUAAAUAUAUAUAUGUAUAAAUAAAUUUUUUUAUAAAGUUAAAACGACGAGACACAUACAACAAUCUUAUAAAAUGUCUCAGUUAUUGAGAGUGGACUGCAUACGACUUGAUAUGACAUUGCGGUGAGAAUAAUUGAAGCCGUACGUACGCGGUAAUGUAAAAUAUAUAUUAAAUUUCCAUCGAACCGUAAGUUGCCAAAAUAAUUAAUUCUAAUUCAAGUGAUAAUAAUGAUAAUAUUGUUAAUGUAUCAAUAAUUACAGUUAGUGCUCGUAACGUAACAUAUAUGUAUAUGGUAUGGUAUUCACUCUUAAAAACUCGUAUGCAGAGUAACGGCGCUUUCCUUACGAAGUAAACUUGCGGUUCUUUAUCAUCAUUACGCGAAAUUGAGAAAUAAUUCUUUCCUCUUAGGAAAUUCGUUCAACUUACGUUGAAAUUCGUAUAAUUCUUUGAUCUGGUUAUACAUUAUUUCAUAUUGUCAAUUAAAUCUUCAGACAUUGAAACAAA
Messenger RNA from Solenopsis invicta (red fire ant), 1737 nucleotides. It is a transcript of the gene Ube2g1, whose product is annotated as ubiquitin-conjugating enzyme E2 G1. Gene Ontology annotation, molecular function: ubiquitin conjugating enzyme activity. The transcript is spliced from 4 exons. The coding region runs from base 178 to 684 and encodes 168 amino acids. The record is from RefSeq and is a predicted model, not a curated record. Gene Ontology annotation, biological process: protein polyubiquitination; proteasome-mediated ubiquitin-dependent protein catabolic process. NCBI's taxonomy places the organism in Eukaryota, Metazoa, Arthropoda, Insecta, Hymenoptera, Formicidae.